This is a messenger RNA of Pelagomonas calceolata, 1145 nucleotides long. The record is from the annotation of a GenBank genome assembly. NCBI's taxonomy places the organism in Eukaryota, Pelagophyceae, Pelagomonadales, Pelagomonadaceae.
GCAAAAUUGGCACUGCCACUGAACAGGGCCUUGCGCCGCGGCCUCCGGCGCGAUCUGUCGCCUGCGAGCCACCAGUGGUGACCUCGAACCACACCGGCAGCGGUGUGCCACAACAAUGGGCAGCCUCCCUAGACGAUGAACCGCGAGGAGAAGGGCCAGACGCGCGUCGAGCUGACGCUCGACUCGAACCACCAAUUGCCGGUCCCGCACGGCCUCAGCUUCCCCCUCGACCAGCGCGACAUCGAGCUCAAAGAGCUGAGACGAUUGUGCGCGACGGCGUCCGGCGAACAGAAGGCCCACCUCGAAGCCGAGAUCCGAAAGCUAGAAAAGGGCUCGGAGUCGCCGACACACCGUAACGGGCCCAAAAAGAACGCCGCGCGGCCCUGGUCCGCGCGGCCCGUGUCCAGACAACAGGGUUCGCAUGUGAUGAAAACAAUUCCGGAGUCGCGGCAGCAUGUCAGGCCGUUGUCGUCGAAGAUGCGCGGGGUGUCUGGCAUAUCAUCGUUGCUAAACGGUGAAGCCGAUCUACAGGCGCUGCAUCGCUCUAGGCCGCGGCACAGCCGCGGCGAUUUGUCGAGUGCCGCAUCGGAAGCGUCGGAAGAAUCCGUGGACCUCUUCGCGGACCAUCCUUCAGCGGACGAGGUCACGGAGCUCGAUAUCAAUCGAUUAACCGCGACGUGCUUCGAUUCCAGACACCCGCCGCGGCAUUGUGUUGAUAGAUCUCCAGAAACGUUCUUUUCAGCUUCUGGGAUGUGUCCCCAAAUUUUGUGCGUCAAAUUCAGGCGAUCCGUACAUUUACGUAGAGUCUCGGUCGUCUGCAGCGGCGUCCGGUCCAUGCGCCUGAGGUGGAAGGCGGGCGACGCGUGGCGGUCGCAGAUGCAGACGCUGUCGCGGGGCGCGCCCCACCAGGCCACGACGGAGUUCGCCUUCGAUCCUAGCAGAGAGGGCCGCAGCGAAACAAAUGAGGUGCUCGUCGAGAUUGUGGCCGCGUUCGCCGCGUUUUGUCGGGUGCGCCAUUUGGGCUUCGUCGAGGCGUCGGGGCGAAAGUCGCGGCCCUCUUUGGACUAUGACGAACCAUCCCCGGUCCACGGGCCGAAGUCGCCUCCUAGAUUAUGUCCCCCUUGAUUGUAACAUGUUAACACGAA